Mycotypha africana is the source of this 2397-nucleotide messenger RNA. RefSeq names its product ELMO/CED-12 family-domain-containing protein. Lineage: Eukaryota; Fungi; Mucoromycota; Mucoromycetes; Mucorales; Mycotyphaceae. The record is from RefSeq and is a predicted model, not a curated record. The transcript is spliced from 6 exons. Gene Ontology annotation, cellular component: plasma membrane. Gene Ontology annotation, biological process: actin filament organization; cell motility. The coding region runs from base 1 to 2397 and encodes 798 amino acids.
AUGUCAAACGUACAUAAUCUCAAUGAUAAACCAACUGUCCAAGAAACAAUAAAAAGGCUAUCUUCUGGUUUUAGUUUGAACAGUAGUCAUCACUCUGACCAUAACCAUGCUGAUGGCACAUCAACAAAAGACGACAAAUCGCUAAAGAUUGCUACCUUUUCUUUACAAACCUAUUUGAAAGACAGAGACUUUGCUGUUGAAUUUCUGGAAAAGGAUGGUCUCCAAUCUUUAUGUGAUAUCAUUCUGAACUCCAGCGGAAAUACUCUCGCUUAUGCACUGAAUUCUCUUUUGUCACUGAUGGAGCACGAAAUUGGUUGGGACUCCUUGGAUAUCAAAUUCAUCACCUACAUUGGACAUAUCGUUGUGAACGAGCAAUUGGCUACUAUUGCUAGACCAGCCACAGCCAUUUUACUCAAGUUGAUUUGUGCUACUGCUACUGCAAAUAACAGCAGUCAUAAUAAUAGUAGUAGUACCGGCAAGGAUGUCACAGCAGGAGUCACAACAGCAGCAGCAGCAGUAGCUGAUAAUAAUAAUAAUAACAAGAACUGUAAAAAAAUUGAAUGCUACGGUUACGCUACAGUACACAGUGUGAUUGAAAAAGAGACAAAGCUGAUACAAACAUUAGUGGAUAGACUGAUGAGUCAGGAAUAUUUACUUUCCAUCAUCAGUAUGAAUUUACUCAUAGCUAUGAUGAAAUAUGUUACAGAUGAGUAUAUUACAUUCUUAUCCAACGAAUACGACAAAGCAAAUUUAAGAAAGAUGAUAUUGAGACUCAUGAAGAAUCACCCGUCCCAAGAGAUGAAACUUUUGAUACUUGAAUAUCAAACGGCGUUCAUAAAAAAUGUCCACAGGCGCUAUAAUAGGCCUGUUUCCGCUCAGAACGCAAGCUUUACAGCCAUGCUAAAUGAAAUAUUGAAAGCCUCGACGGUAGCGGCAACAAAAGCAACAUCAGACGUACAUGCUGCUUAUAGUCAGACUAAAGGCUGCUGGAAGAAGAUUGGUUUCUCUUCAGAAGUGCCACAAAGAGAGUUCAUCAGGACUGGCCUGCUAGGCUUGGAGCAGAUGCAUUCCUUCAUAACCAAGCAUAAAGAGGCAUUCGAUACUUUGUACAUAGAUCAAUUGCACCGUCCUGAUAACAAAAAAUGCCCAUUUGCAAGAGCUAGUAUAGAAGUGACAGAGCUUCUAUGUCGUCAUUGGAGUAUUUCUGAGAACACGACGAUAGCUGACUUUCAAGCCCUACUUUUAAGUUUUGAUCAUAUUCAUGCCACCACGUUACAAACAUACUUUAGGAUCUUUCGAGAUAUGGAAGCGACCAAUUCUGAUCUACCGAAAGUAUCAGCAUUAGCAAGAAGUCAGUUAAGGGCUGUUUUGAAUGACAGUACAAUCAAUGAUAUCACUAGCUUUGAUGAGACCAUGUUUAGUACACCUUAUGAAAGAAUCCGCGAUAGAAGACUGAAAGAGUUGGAAUGGGCUGACGACUUGUUAGGUAGAGAUGCUAUAAGCAAUCUACGUUCCAGAUUAUCAAAAGAAUCGUUUGAAUUUCUUAAAAACCAACGUAUCCAUUGUUUAUUAGAGGGUUGCUGGUUUCCAUUGAUUGCUUCAGCUUCGCAUCAACAACGUUUAUCGGUUAUGGGUGGCAAUACAAUCAACAGUAGUAUUUUACCGUCUGGAUUGACGCCCUCCUCUUUAGCUAUCCAUUCGGGAGUAGGGUCAAGCAUCAACGUCGCCGGAACGCAUCUUGGUAACAACCAUCAUCAAGGAAGUGGAGCCAGUGGUGGUGGGGGAUUCAGGCGAUGGCGCUAUUACAAACUAAGUCGGUCCAAGCAGUAUCUUAUGUAUGGUGAUUUUUCAGACAAAAUCAUGCCCGUUAUCAAUACAUAUGACAGUCUGCCAAACCAUAUCGAUUUAAGUGAAGUGAGUGAAAUUCGAACGAUUCGUACUUAUAGCAACAGUAACAGCAGCAAUACCAACCCACUGUCCCUACCACGUUCAUCCUCUACACUCAUCAACAGUAAUGUAAAUAGCAGUAGUAGUCAUAUAUUAGGCUCACAUGUAUCGACGUCAUCAGAUACCUCUACAGAGACAGCAGCUCAGCAAAAUAGGGCGUCUUCAUUUGCGCUUUACAGUAAAGAGAACAAUAGACUGUUGGCAGAGUUUUAUUGUUCCUCAACGUCACAAGCCGCAGAAUGGAAAGACGGAUUCAGUAUGCUUUUGUUCAACCGAUUUACAUCAAAAGAGACAGCUGAACUGUUUCAUACGCUAACGGAAGUGGGUGUGAAAGCUAAACUACUACAGAUUGCCGGUGAUAGAAUAGAAAUACCCCAUUCAGCGCCCGAAAUCCCACCUGUUCCUCCUGGGUUAGGCUCCAAUUUCUUUUACAAUUCUGUUGACACUUGA